Cyclocybe aegerita is the source of this 2517-nucleotide messenger RNA. NCBI's taxonomy places the organism in Eukaryota, Fungi, Basidiomycota, Agaricomycetes, Agaricales, Hemipholiotaceae. The record is from the annotation of a GenBank genome assembly.
AUGGCCUCCACUCUUCUACCUCCCCCUUCUCCGACAACCCUGAAGCAACGAAAUUCAGUGCGAGAAUCUGAUGACGAAGAUGCUGAUACAGCCUCUCAGCUCUCGAUCUCCCUUUCUUCGCCGCCGAGGUCUCAACGGAACUCAACGGCCAGCAGCGAUCCUCGUCAAUCGUUCGCCUCACAAAGUUCGAGCUCAAUUUCGAACAGACAGUCAGGGAGUUUUGUAGUUCUGACACCAGAGGAGAGCGAGACGUCGUCUGUUACAAAGGCGGUCGAAGAAACAAUGGCCACGCCUUCACUACCUCCACCAGUCGUCGCCUCGAUACCACAGCCAGACUUCAGGCCUGUUUCGUAUCCUCCUAUGCCCCCGAGUCGCGACGACGCUGUGUCAAUAUCAUCUUUUGCUUCCACCUCGUCAAGGAAAGCACGUCCUGAAUCACUGCUCAUCACUCCAACAAGCGACCCUUUGGUGUUAGGUGUGGCGUUAGUGGACUUCAAUCAUCUCGUCGGGCCCAGAAUCGAGUACUCCGCCGGAGACGUAUUUGAAGACGAGGAGGUCGCGAAAAUCCUCCCAUUCCUUGCUCUCCCUGACGGUGCACACUUGAGCGUGGAGGACUAUUCCUAUUUCCACCUUGUGAAACCUGGGCUGAACCCGACGACGAUAUUCGGCAUUUCGUGUAACCAGCAGAUACCGGCUUCAGAACUUCUCGUCAAAGGUCCCGAUGUCACUCGCUCUACCGUGCAAAAGGCCGUCGUCGUGCUCGCGUCGAAGCCUGUGUUUGGGCCGAUACGAGACAAAUUGCGUGUCGUAACAACGGCAUUAUUUCAUCAAAGAGACUUCCGUGAUUCGAGUAUCCUGGAUGACUUCGGUGCUUCGCUAGAGCGUUCAUUACGGACGCAACUCACGGAGAGUGGCCUUUACAUGGGGACGAGCUUGCGGGAAUUGGUUCAUACGUUCAGACAAAGAACGCUUACGCUCGUGAAAGCGCUGAUGCUGCAAAAACGAAUAAUGUUCUUUGGUUACCCUGUUGAGAAACUUUGCACAUUCCAGUAUUCCCUCGUUUCUCUACUCCCAGGUCUAUUACAAACCCUGGACGAUUGUGGUUCCCCUCCUUUGGCUACACGGGCGCCUACACUUUCACGACCUACUUCACUCAAGACGUCAGAUCAUAAGAGCAUGAUGGCGUUCAUGGGACUGCCUCUUGAUAUUUUUGGCAAGGACGCUCUCUUUCAACCCUACCUCCCACUCCAACAACUCGACAUGAUCAAAGGGACACCCAGCUGGCUCUGCGGUUGCACGAAUUCUAUCAUCACGCAUCAGAGCGAGAUCGACCUUCUUGUCCAUACCGACACUGGCAUCCUCGAGUUCCGCGAUCCCGCAUUGGAACGCUCCGCUGGACUGACGGCCGCUGAUAGGAAAUGGAUGGACGACAUCCUCACAGAUGUCAACGAGAAUUGGCACGAUGGCGAUACGACGCAGACGACGGGGAUGCAACAAUUUAAAGGCAGCGACGACUAUCUACGGACUAAGUUCGAGGAGUAUAUCUCAGCUGCACUGUCAUCUGUGAAAUAUAAGGAUUUCGUCAAUAAGGGCGAAAAUGGAGGGGUGAUGAUCACGGGUGGCACUGGCGGCCAUCCGAACUCCAUCGAAGAUUUCAACCCACUCUGGGUUUCGGAGUUUAGGAAGACGAAUACGUAUGAGGUUUGGGAAAGGAUUACUGACCCUCUCUUGUUCGAUAUCGUUGAGCCUCGGCAUCCUUGUACCGAGAAACCGUCGGUGGUGGCUGACAUCGGACUGCGUUUACAAGAGGGUAUUCAAGACCUGAAGCUCGAGCAGCAACUAGCGCCUGCACGCGAAGCCGUCACGAGAACCUUAACGGUGGGAUCGACCAGCUUUUUCAAGGCUGUGGAAGGUGUCAAGGAAAGAUGGGCCCAACGUAGUGCAGGCAGUGCCUCAUCUCCCCCGCUGGGCAAUGAGGAUGCCCUAAGCAAAUCCUCGCGAGCCAGCACACCACCUGUCGAAGUCUCUAAAGCCGAUCUGGAAGACACACCUCGGACGGCUCGCCCUUCGGAUUACAACCCGAGACCGAACCUCCGCCCGUUCUCAUUAACGAGCACCAACUCCCUGCCGUCUAGCUCGCCUACAAGCCCAGACGCGGCAGGGAAUAGUACCCCGAGCGCCUUGAAGCCGCUCUCCGCAUGGAGCGCUGGAAUUGGGUCCUUCCUCUCCGCGAAAGCACCCAGGUUUUCAGUGCUCAAGACACCGACAACGGCGCGGCCAUCAGCGACCAGUGCUCCGACCACGCCAUAUUCGCCGCCGUUUGGCGAACCGGAGGGGUCGCCGCUGUUUAAUGGGAUGAGCCCUGGCACAAGCCCAGGUGUGAGCCCUACGCCGAACGUUGUCCCAACCAUCAGUAUCGCGAGCGUGCUUAGCUCAAGUGCGGCGAGCGAGGUGAAGGAGGUCAAGCCGGUUGAGGUGCCAGUUGAGGUGAAGGAGGCCAAGGUGGCUUCAGGUUAA